AUGAAAGAAAAGACUGGUUUAAAGAAGGAGGCCUCGUCCACUACAUGUUCGAAAGAAGAAGGAAAGGAUGAGAAGAAGAACACUGGGGUGAGCAAGGACGCUCGGAGUCUGAGACGGUCUGAAAGAUUAUCUUCCGCGAGUCCAGGGAUUUCAAAAGAAACUGUUUCAAAACAGAAAUAAAAAGAGAGCUAAGUUGUCUAAAUCGAGUGCUCCUUUGAUCUCCGUGAGAGGAAAAGUAGAGCGUAGGAUAACUCGGUCAAUGUCAAAGAAAAGAGCUGCAAGCAAAGAAGCUGAGAAAGCAAAAGCAGCAAAUCUUCAUUCACGAAUUACUCGCUCUUCAAAAAGAAUCAGACAAGUCAAUCUGAACAACCAGAAGACUCAAUCCUUGAAACAGAAAAUCUACCAGGCUGCCGAACUGAAGAAGAAGUUUCAGGAAAGGAAGCCUAGAUUCCCUAAAACAAGAUCCCAAAGCAGAAAGGAAAGAAUUCAGCCCAAAGUUCAACCAGUGAAAAAUGUCAGUCGAAAGAAUCAAAAAGCUGCCCAGGACUCAACUGAGGAUACAGGACCUGAGGAUCAGUCAAGCAUGCCUGAUGCCAUUAUGACUGCAGAAGAAGAGGUACAGCCUGUAAAGCAAAAGAAGAAAGUUUCUGAAAGAAAGAAAACUCCAAAGAAGCCAUGCAAUAGCAAGAGUAGCAAGAGUUCUGCCAAACAGAAGAAAGAUCCAAAAGCUCCAAAGAAAGGAAUUAAGAGAACCAGAAGUAAAGCCCAGCCAAAGAACUCAUCAUCUAAGAAGUGUAAAAAUGCUUGAGAUGAUGCUACAAAGAGAGCUAUUAAAAGAAGAAAGCUAGACUCUACUACUCAUGCUAGUGAAUGUCAAACCUUUGAUGACUACCUUUCUGAAUUAGCCGGAGAAAGAGAGCAACUAAAAAUAGCAGUACUCAUAAUUAAAACUAAUCAAAAAGGAAAGAAUGUCACAUUCAAAGAAGAUGAUUCCUCUAAGAAAAAUGAACUAGAAAGAGAGAAGAAAAGGCAAGCUCGUGCAUCCAUAAGUCUUCUCAAGAAAAACAACAAGAUUAUCCAAAAGAGAUUGAAUCAAGCUAUUGGCAAGAACAAUGAAAGCGAUGUCAUUAUGAUUGAGAGUUCUUGAAUCUCUAAAGAGAUCAAAGAUAAACUCUCACAGAGCUAUCUCCCAUCCUUAUCACAUACUGAAACAGAUAGUGAUGAUGGAAAUGCUCAGAGUACCCCUGUAAGUGCCAUGAAUGGCAAAAAGAGUAACACUCUUACACAAAAAUCUGGUAAAUUCUCUAAAGAGAAAACUCCAGAGUCUCAGGCCAAGUCUGUCUUAAGUUGAGAGACAAGGCCAACUACUUCUAAACAAUCUAAUGCUGUGAAGGAAGGUGCAAAGCCCAAUCCAGUCAAAUCCACUCCACUAGCCAAGAGCAAGAGAAAAGGUGUGUCUAAGCACACAGAUGAAUCUUUGAAGAAUCCAGAUUUAUUCUCUUCAAGCAAGAAGCAUUCCGGAGAAGAAGAUCAAGAUGUAAACAUGGAAAUGAUGGAAAGUAUUUUGUCUGAGAUAAUCUCUCCUCAUGGUUCUCCAAGAGUCAUGAAUCUCUCCCCUGAAAACUCAGAUGCUCGGAUCUUCCAGAAGCAUCAGAGAUUGUACAAAGCAAUCAAGGAAGAGAUGAAAGAGAGGCAAGAGCUUCAGAAAAAGCCGAACAAAACUGAAAUCGAAGAAUUGGAAUACAUUAAAAAGCUCACUGCUGCCUUCGAAGAGUCUAAUUCUCAGUAUAUGUCUGUCCAGAAUAAGAACUGGGCAGAAGAUGAGUACAAGAGAAAGCAAUUAAUGCAACAACGCUAUCCAGAACAUAAUUGGGACCUUCACUAUUUAGGUAUAAAAUAAUUUUCUCAAUAGUA
Moneuplotes crassus is the source of this 1914-nucleotide messenger RNA. The record is from the annotation of a GenBank genome assembly. NCBI's taxonomy places the organism in Eukaryota, Ciliophora, Spirotrichea, Euplotida, Euplotidae.